AUGGUGCGGAAAUCCAGAGCGGCCAUAUUGCCUACCAAUGUUAUUCUGCUUCAGAACCUAGUUAAAAGAGAUCCUCAAUCAUACCGUGAGGAAUUCUUGCAGCAGUACUCUCAUUAUGAAUCGCUGAGAGACAUUUUCAUGCUUAAUGCAAUGGAAAACCAGGUCGCUGAUGAUUCCAAUACAAGCCAGUUUGUGGAGUUGGUUGGAUUUGUGAGCCAAGUCUGCUCGUGCUUCCCAGAAGAAACUGCGAACUUUCCAAAUGAGCUGAGACAGCUGGUUCUCGAAUACCAUAAGUCUUUGCCUUUUGAAGUUAGAGAGAAAAUAAUUACGAGCUUAACGAUGCUUAGAAACAAGGGCGUUAUUUCAGCAGAGACCCUUAUCCAGACAAUGUUUCCACUUCUAAUCGCCUAUUCAUCGCAUAGCAAUGCGUUGGGGCCAAACUCGCAUGCCAAGGAGGUGCGUAAGCUGGUUUACAGUACCUUGAUAUCUCUGCUAAAGAAUUGUAACACGGGGUCUAAGAACCAGAAGCUCAACAAGUCCACGCAGGCAAUCUGUUUCAACCUUUUGGAACAGCCCGACUCGCAAGGUGUUUGGGCGUCGAGAUUGACGCGAGAACUUUGGAGAAGAGGUAUCUGGGACGACUCAAGGGCUGUUGAAAUCAUGACUCAGGCGGCCCUUCACGAUGACGUUAAAAUCGCUUACUCAGGUGUGCUAUUUUUCCUUGGCGCUGACAGAGAGCGUGAGGAAAACUUCGAGGACAACUCUGACGACGAAGACAUUGAUGUGGAUGCUCUAAAGCACAAGAUGCAAAUCAACAAAAAGAGUGGCAAGCGUGGUAAAAAGCUAGAAGCAGCAGUGAAGUCUGUAAAGAAGAAGAAGGCCGGAGCCAAAACCCCACAAGGAUUUUUGAACUUCAGUGCAAUCCACCUGUUACGGGACCCCCAAGGUUUCGCUGAUAAGCUAUUCACUAAGCAGCUGUCAAGCAAAAACAACAACCGUUUUGACAUAGAUCAGAAAAUCGCUCUGAUGCAGCUGCUUUCGAGACUGAUCGGUACCCACAAGCUGAUGGUCCUGGGCAUUUAUUCUUUCUUCUUGAAGUACCUGACGCCAAAGCAAAGAGAUGUAACAAAGAUCAUGGCUUCUGCCGCUCAAGCUUGUCACGACUUGGUGCCCCCAGAGACCAUAUCGGUGAUGGUGCGCAAGAUUGCUGACGAGUUUGUGAGUGAUGGUGUAGCAUCGGAAGUUGCUGCAGCUGGUUUGAACACAAUUCGCGAGAUAUGUUCGCGUGCUCCACUAGCAAUCGAUGAGACCCUGCUCCAGGAUUUGACGGAGUACAAGGGCUCCAAAGCCAAAGGUGUCAGCAUCGCCGCAAAGUCGCUUGUGUCGCUGUACCGUGAAGUCGCGCCAGAGAUGCUAAGGCGUAAGGACCGUGGUAAGGUUGCUUCCAUGGAAAUGCAAGAUGCGUCUCGCAAGGGCAAGGAGUCGCGCAGACCUAAGUUCGGUGAAGAAAGUCAUGUUCAGGGUAUCGCAGGCAUCGAGCUGCUGGCGCAAUGGAAGAAGGACAACGAGAAGGUAGACGACGAAGAAGGGGACGACAAGAACUGGGAGGUCGCCGAAGACUCCGACAGCGACGCAGACGACGACGAUGGCGAGUGGGUCACCAUGGAGAGCGACAAGGAGUACGACGUCGACAUGGGCGACAGCGACGAUGAAGACGCUAAAGCGGCGAAGAAGGCAGAGGCUGCCGAAGAGGAUGAGCCCGCCGCUCCCGCAGAAAAGAUUGAUGCUGAGACCGCGUUCCGCGAUCUGGCUUCCACUCGCGUGCUGACGCCUGCCGAUUUCGCGAAGCUGCAAGAACUGCGUACCGAGCAGGGUGUUGCGAGACUGAUGGGCGUUAGGAACGAAGAGACUGUUGACUCCGACCGCCUGGUGGGCCCUGUCAAGCACAAGAACACCAAGGAGGAGAGGCUGCAGAGUGUUCUCGAGGGACGUGAGGGCAGAGAAAAGUUCGGGUCCCGCAAGAAGAGCAGAGGCACCGAGCACUCUACCACGAAUCGUGAGAAGCAGCGUAAAAAGAAUUUUGUCAUGAUGAUUCACAAGAGAUCCGUGAAGGGCAAGCAAAAGAUGUCGCUGCGCGACCGUCAGAAGGUGCUGCGCCAGCACAUUACCAAGCAGAAGAAGCGGGGCUUUUAG
This is a messenger RNA of Lachancea thermotolerans CBS 6340, 2193 nucleotides long. RefSeq names its product Sda1p (gene SDA1). Gene Ontology annotation, cellular component: nucleolus. Lineage: Eukaryota; Fungi; Ascomycota; Saccharomycetes; Saccharomycetales; Saccharomycetaceae. The record is from RefSeq and is a predicted model, not a curated record. Bases 1 to 2193 code for a protein of 730 amino acids. Gene Ontology annotation, biological process: ribosomal large subunit biogenesis; ribosomal large subunit export from nucleus. The transcript has a single exon.